Messenger RNA from Ceratitis capitata (Mediterranean fruit fly), 4256 nucleotides. RefSeq names its product UPF0565 protein C2orf69 homolog. Gene Ontology annotation, cellular component: mitochondrion. The coding region runs from base 601 to 2232 and encodes 543 amino acids. NCBI's taxonomy places the organism in Eukaryota, Metazoa, Arthropoda, Insecta, Diptera, Tephritidae. The record is from RefSeq and is a predicted model, not a curated record. The transcript is spliced from 7 exons.
AUUUUCUUCACACUUGCAUUAAGACUGUCAACGCGCACCACCUCCAUCAAAUUGGUAGUGAAAAGUACAGCGCGCCACCAUCAAUAGUAAAUUUAGUAAAAAAAAAUUAUUUUCAGCUGAUUUUAAACUAAAUAGUCAAUUUUAGACAAAUAUGUAGAUUGUGGAAUGAAGCCGUAUCUCUUCAACUUACGGCAGCCAGAACAUAUUGCUUUAGAUUGUGCUCAAAUAAAAUAUAACUAUUAUUGACAUAUGCAUGCAUGUUGAUUUUCUAGAUGUAUUGACCGAAUUUCACAUUGCAUUGGAGUCUAAUAUGCGUCGUAUUCCAGUGUGAAAAUUAUCGUAGUGAAGAGCGAAUAAAAUAUAGAAGAUCUUCAAUGUCAUUCAUAUACGAAUUAAAAUAAUUUAAAAAGCCUUACGAGGUCGCAUAUUCUAUAAAUUUGUAACUAUUAUAAAAAAGACUAAAGCGGACAUCGAGUUGCAUAGUUUGAUUAUUCAAUAUUUAUCUUCUGUAAAAAAAAAAAAUAUCGAAGUGAACAAAAAACCGAAGACUAGAGACAUAACAGCUGGUUUUGUUUACCAAGUUAGCUCUUUAUAUCCAAAAUGGCAAUCAUUGAACAUUUUUUGAAACUACAAAAAAGGGUCACAAACUUCGGGGUAAUGCUAGGCGGUAGUACGGAUCGUCUAUGCACACCGAGCACGUCAGCUGGCCCAUUUCGCAUUUUUGCCGUCACUGGUUUCCAAAAUCGGGCAAAUGAUAUUGUCUACUGUCCACCUAUUCGACCAACCGCCAGUGAAAAUGCAGAGGACUCGACGGCCGUUAUUUACUUUGGCGGUGACGUACAGGACUUUCCGGAGAGCAUGGAAACAAAUCGAGACAGUCGAGGCUAUAUGAAAUACAAUCUAGAGAACUCUGCUAUACUUUUGCGCGAGGCUUUUCCUCGUGCACACAUCAUUGUCAUCCGGCCUGUGAGAAUGGAAUUCAAAACCUUCAGUUGUUUUGACAAUUUCGUGCGUGGUAAUAAUGCUGGCGUACCCGAUCAUACACCUAUGAACCAUGCUUUGCAACAUUUAGAAAAAUUGCUACAAAAUCUCUCUCAACGACUGAUCUCCAUACCCGAAAAUGAAAUAAUGGAUCAGGCGGCGCAAGCAGCCGCUGCUGCUGCAGCUGUAGCUGCUGCCGCUGCAUUAGUAUCUUCUACACUCUCCACUGCUUCGACUGAUACGUCCACCACCUCAUCUACAUUGAAUGAUAACAAUCAAGAUAUGGAUAUUGAUAUUUUGCAAGUUCAGGAGAAUGUGACCGUUGAUGCUGACGGUGCUGUAAUAUUUCCAAAUGUUGGCGGUUCUGGCGUUAGUGGAAGCAAUAAUAGCGGAAGCAUCUCUGCAACGACAAAUAAUGCUACUAAUAGCAAUGCAUCGACAUCAACGACAACUUCCCAUGGUACACAACAGUCUCCUUUACAAGCAAACACACAUCAAACACAAACAAAUAACGCACAACAUUACAAUAAUAUUGGUGGUAAUACUAACAACAGCGGUGAGGGUUUAACUCAAGUACAGCAGCAACAACAACAACAGUCGCAACAGCACACCCGUCAAAACAGCAACCCCUUAUGGUGGCGAGAGAAUUUGAAUUUGGACAAAGCUAAAUUGGUUUUAAUUGGGUUUAGCAAAGGAUGUGUGGUCCUCAAUCAAUUUAUAUACGAAUUUCACUACCUAAAAACUCUUACGCCUGAUGACAGCACAAUGAUGCGUUUGCUUUCACGCAUUAAGGACAUUUACUGGUUGGAUGGUGGUCACGGUGGACAAAAGAAUACAUGGAUUACAUCCAGAAGCCUAUUAGAAACUUUAACUCGAAUGGGAAUGAAUAUUCAUGUUCAUCUUACGCCAUAUCAAGUGCAGGAUGAUCGCCGGCCAUGGAUCAGAAAAGAGGAAAAAAUCUUUACAGAUAUGCUGCGACGUCUAGGCGCACCGAUCACGCGCCAUUUGCACUAUGAUAGCCAAACAGCGAAUUUGAUGACACAUUUUGAGGUGUUACAAGCUUUUUGUCAACACAUUCACACACUAAAUCAGCAACAGCAAAUGCAACAAACAUCAGCACUACAACCAUUACAACAAUCCUCGAGCAACAUUCAAAUUAAUGACCAAUUGCAGCAGCAGCAACAGCAAGCACAGCUAAACAAUUCGAAUCGUACAGACUUGGGUAAGACAAGUUCCAGCGGACCAAAGUGACAUCACCGACGUCGGAAUGUUGGCGGCCGCUUGCACUUGCGUCGAAUAGCUGCUGUCGCUGUACCGACUAGUAGCACCGUUUCGGCAACAACAAUUAUGAAUAUAAUGCCGCAACCACAACAACAACAACAACAACAGUUAGUUCAGCAACAACAACAGCAAUUGAUGCAGCUGCAGAUGCAACACCCACAACAGCAACUACACCAACAAAUAGGAGCAACACCAUCAAAUUUUACUUUUCUUGAUAUAGCAACCACAUCAAUUGUAAAUAAUUAUACGCGACAUUUUUCACAGAACAACACCACCUUACCAACUACAGCAACAUCAGCAACUGCUGCUGUUACAGCUAUACAAAAUAAUCGCCAACGCCAAAAAACGCCGAAUUUGCAAAGAAUUCGACCACGACCGAAUCAACGACAUCAUCAUCAGCAGAGAGGGCAGCCAACAAAAAUUCAUCACUAUUCACGUACAAAAGGUAGGCUUCUGCAACAUCAAACUUGUCGUUGAAUCCAUGGGGAAGCAGGAAAAAAUCAUACAACAUGCAUACAUACAUACAUAAUCACAUAUGUGUUUAGGAAUAAAUUAGCAUGCAUAAUGUAUAUAUGUAUACAUGCCUGCGUACAUUUUUACAUACGUAUCAGUACACUAACUUCUUAUAUCAUCUUACCCUUGAAGUUUUUGCUGGUACGAAAAAAAUGAUAAAAUUUAAUUGUAAUUUGCAAAUUGUCAUAAUUUCGUAAUAAAACAUUUAUAUAUAUAUAUAUAUUUGUAUAUUUAAAUAUUAUGUGAAAGCCAAAAGUGAAGCAAGGUUUUUUAUAUUCCUUAAAUAUGUGGGCUCAUGAAGUUCGCAAGAAAUUUAAUUUCAGUAAAAAUCAUAGCUUUCUUAAGACACCAGGAUAUACAUAUGUAUAUGUGUAUGUAUGCUGGGUUUAUUUUCUUGCCUUGCCUUCUUGGCGUAAGAAAACUUAGUAAUGGAAUAUUUAAAUUUAAUAUCUUAGUAUAACAUAAUUUAAGUAUUGCAACAAAUCAAAGAUAAUUUGGUGCACAAUAAAUUUAAGUAUUAGCUCUAUUUUAUAGAUAGGAUGCUAUAUAUUUUUACUUAAAAUUCCUACAUUUAAUGACUUUGAUAAAAGUUUCGCUGGCAAAUUUUUUUAUACAAAAACAACCAUACAUUAAUCACCAUAACGCUAACCAGUGCAAUCCUCUUAGACAUUUAUAUUUUUUUAUUAUAAUUUACUUUUAUUUAUACUGCUCUAAUUUAGAAUUCCUGUUUUAAGAUAAUUUACUUAUUAUGCAUAAAAUUUGGCGAAUAUCUUUUUAUAUAAAAUAAACCAAAAAUGUCUUUUUUCAUAUUUGGCCGUAUGUAUUAUUUGUCAAUGUCAAAAUAUUUGGAGAUACUAAAAUUAUUUACUUUCAGCUAAAGGGAUAGUUAUUAAAAACUGAAUUCGCAUUCAACAGUAUAUAUACUGAGAUUUAAUUUUAUUAACACAUCACUUUUUGGUAUCUUUGUCGUUUCUAAAGUAGAGAUAAAACUUCAUAGAAGUAUCUUACAGCUUUUUUUUGCAUCGUACCAUUUUUAAGCAAUACAUGACAAACAUUGAUGAACAUAGAUAUUUUAUGCAAAAUUAAUUAAGUCAAACUUUAAUAGUUUGUAUAUCACUAAUGCGAGUAAUCCGAAUUUCAAUCAAAAAGUUAAAAUAAUAAGUUGGUUGAAGCUGAAGGCAGAUUAAUACCAAAAGCUAGGCCCAUAUAAGUAUUAUUUUUCAAAGUGAAUUUUUAUUUACGAAAAAUUGUUGUCACAGCCUGAAUGCCUGCACUCCUACGAAUCUGUGUGUGACCGUCUGCCAGAAAUAACGCUAAAAAAUUUAAUUGAAUUACCAUACUUUAGAAAAGAACAAUUCAAUUUUUACUGUAAUUCAGUGCAGUAGCGGGAUAUUGGGUACACUUUUGUUUACAGUUAUUUCUGUACGCACUGACACACAUCAUAAAGCUUGCAUGCAAGUUAUGAAAAAUUAUAAAAAAAA